AACCAAGCAAAAGUUGGUGCAGGUGUCUACUCAGACCUCUUCUCUUUCUAUGCAGCAGUGGGACACAACAGAUCCGCUUUUGAAGGAGAAAAAGGGACCUCAAGAUGCAACGAACUUAAAGCUCGAACAAAGGAGAAACAGUGGUCAGAGGCACUCUCCGACAUAGCCGACUGGCCAAGAAUCGAAGUCGUUGCUGAGUUUGGACUACGUACUGGACACGAUUGCCUGACAAAACACCUUCACAAAUUGGGAGUAUACACUCAACCCACAUGGCCUCUAUGUAACCUACAGGAGGCAAUGGGGAAGACCCACCUGAUUCGAUGUCUUGCUCUAAAGACAACGGCGGAAAAACGAAGUUUGGAGUAUGCGAUCCUGAACGUUCAGGAGGGAGGUGUCGAGCGUGGAAGGGAAGUAGCAACUUGUGAUCCGUUAAGGUUUUGUCAAGAGAUGUUAUGUGCAAAGAAAACUAUGGGAAGACUAAACACUAUCGAGUGUUUUGGUCUAAACACCUUGAAUAAACACUAUCGAGUGUUUUGGUCCAAACACCUUGAGGAAGCUAAAAGAAAGCGGGACGCCCUUCGCAACACUGCUGAUCAGUGUAAGAGGGACGCCCUUCGCAACACUGCUGAUCAGACUGGGAGGGACGCUCUUUGCAACACUGCUGAUCAGACUGGAAAACGGAACGCCCUUCGCAACACCGCUGAUCAGACUGGAACAACGGAAGACGUAAAAGCCUGGAGACGACAAUCAGCUGUCCUAAGACAAGCCAUCUUGCAAGCUAAACGCACUUCUUUCGACAAGUUCAUCUCAAAUAUCAACUAUCAAAGUGAUAGCCAACGCACUUUCAAAUUUCUGAGAAACCUGCAAAACAACCGAGAAAAACCCAAGAAAGAACCAAUACGCUUAAACAGCAAAUUGCUUACCACCGACAACGAAAUAGCUAACUGCUUUGCGAGGUUCUAUUCCCACAAGCAAAAGAAAAACCCUUUUGUCAGAAAAUCCUCAAGAGAUUUAAAGAUACAAGUUGAAGAUACAGCCUUAGUGUUGAAGUACGUUGAUUCCCGUGAGUUUCACAAGAAGGCCAAAAGCACUGAUCCUCAAGAGAUUGCAUUCUACAUGAAUGUUGUUAGUUUCAAAGAAACAGGUCCGCCUCGUGUUACCCAUUCUUUCCAUAGGUUGAACCAACAGGCUUGUGAGGGAGAUAUACCAAUAGUUGUCGAAAUUGUUGAGGUUAAUGCUCCCUAUUAG
Molecule: messenger RNA, 1248 nt
Organism: Rodentolepis nana
Lineage: Eukaryota; Metazoa; Platyhelminthes; Cestoda; Cyclophyllidea; Hymenolepididae
Source: the annotation of a GenBank genome assembly